Messenger RNA from Synchiropus splendidus (mandarinfish), 1985 nucleotides. RefSeq names its product coagulation factor II (thrombin) receptor-like 1, tandem duplicate 2 (gene f2rl1.2). Lineage: Eukaryota; Metazoa; Chordata; Actinopteri; Syngnathiformes; Callionymidae. Gene Ontology annotation, biological process: positive regulation of Rho protein signal transduction; phospholipase C-activating G protein-coupled receptor signaling pathway; blood coagulation. The transcript has 2 exons. The record is from RefSeq and is a predicted model, not a curated record. Gene Ontology annotation, molecular function: thrombin-activated receptor activity. The coding region runs from base 56 to 1207 and encodes 383 amino acids. Gene Ontology annotation, cellular component: membrane.
GGAUAUUCACUUCAGAUCCGUCUCAGCGGGACUCGAUCACGGUCGGAACCCGGUCAUGGAUUUACGUGUGUUUCUGCUGCUGCUGUUCCUCUGCUCGGAUCAUGGAGUCAACGCAAAGCCCGCUAGAGGCCGCGGCUUCAUCGGGCACGUUGACCCGGAGGAUUCCAAGCUGGUGCGAGUGGACCCAGUGACAGCGAACACGCUGAGGAGCGCCACCACGACGGUGUUCCUCCCGAUUGUCUACAUCGUGGUUUUCGCUGUGGGGCUGCCCGCCAACGGCAUGGCCAUCUGGGUCUUCCUCUUCAGGACCAAGAAGAAGCACCCGUCCUCCAUCUACAUGGCCAACCUGGCGCUGGCCGACCUGCUCUUCGUCAUCUGGACGCCGCUGAAGAUCGACUACCACCUAAGGGGGAACGACUGGACUUAUGGGGAGCCGCUGUGCAAAGUCCUGAUGAGCUUCUUCUACGGGAACAUGUACUGCUCGGUGCUGUUCAUCGCCUGCAUCAGCGUGCAGCGCUACUGGGUGGUGGCCCACCCGCUGUCCCAGCAGAGGAAGAACAACAAAGUGGCCGUCGGCGUGUGCCUGGCCAUCUGGGCUUUCAUCUGGCUGACCACCACGCCACUCUACCUGUACGACCACACGGCCAAGCUGAAGGACCCCAACAUCACCACCUGUCACGAUGUCAACGUCAUCCAAGACCCAAAUGACCCCUUCGCCUCUGUCAAGCUGCCGUACUUCUACUUCAUCUUCAUGGCCCUGGUGGUGUUCCUGGUGCCGUGCAUCAUCAUCAUCGUGGCGUACAUCCUCCUGCUGAAGGCUCUGGGCAACUGCAUGGACGACAACACCGGAGCCAAGAACCGCCAGAAGGCCGUGAUCCUGAUCGUGACCGUCCUGAUCACCUUCGUCAUCUGCUUCAUCCCCAGCAACAUCAUGCUGGUGGUUCACUACUCGCUGGUGAAGGACGGCGUGACCAACAACGGCUACGCCUUCUACGUCACCACACUGUGCCUGGCCAGCCUCAACAGCAUCCUGGACCCCUUCAUCUACUACUUUGUGUCCGAGGACUUCAGGGACCACGUGAAGAACACGUUCCUGUGCCGCAGCAGCAGGACGGUGGAGCAGAUGCGGGUGUCCUUCAGCUCCAUGAAAUACUCGCGCAAGAGCAAGUCGUACGUGUCGGGGAACACGCAGAGCAGCACAUGCUAGUCCCCGGACUCGAACUCUUGCACUGUGUGACCUCACUCCUCCAGUUCACCAAGGACAGACCUUUAAUGUGAAGGGGAGGAAAGCUUCUUGAGGACCUUCAAUGCUGCAGUUACGUUCCCAUUGCUUUUACCUCCAGCUGUGUUUUCAAUGGCUUCACUGUCAUUCUUCACCUGAGGGCGUGAGCCCCUGGGCGUAAAUAAAAUACUCUGAUGCGAAAAUACUUGCAUCAGAGUAUUCCAAAAAUCUCUGCUACUGCAUUUCUCCAUCACUAAAAUCUGUUUCAACUGAGUCACAUGACUUCCAAGGAGGGAGUUGAAUGUUACUGACCCUGAAGCUGCUCUAGAUGCUCAGGACUCUUCACCUUCUCCACCUACUUGAUCCCGUCUUGCACACAUUCAACCUUCACCUCAGUUUAAAAAUAUGAUGCUAAAUCUCAAAUGUUUUUUCCUUAAGUCUAUUUUUUUAGUUCUAAGCUCCAGCUUUUGAAUUUGAAUUUUAGACCAAAUCAAAUUCCUUAUCAACUUAAGAGCUUUUCUUUCCGCAGCGUUUUUAAUUUUGAUUAUUUAAAUAUGAUAGUUUGUGUAGCUGCUGUUGCUUUGUUUAUGAAAUAUGUCAUUGAAACAUCGAAAUGAUAAUUCACUCUGUGAUGAAAGUGCCAAUGUUUGACUGAUACUGUGACGUCAGCAACUGUUAUUUUAUUGCGCAGUCAGUAUAUAUUUAAUGUUUUAGCGUAAUGUGUCAUUGAUCCCGAAAUAAAUUGUAGUUUCUGUGAAACUUC